GCGUGUGUUUGAUAGGGGGCAAGGCGCUCUCGAUAAGGGAUAUGAUUGAGUGGUCACGAAUAAAGGGAGCCACCACUUGUACGGGGAAAUAGCGAUGUUAAUUAUCUCUCUAUAUGUCUCCGCUAAUGAAGGCGGUAGUUGAAAAUGAGUAAUAUACCAUAUCAAAGAUGGCGGACCUUAAUAGACAGCGGCUGUUGAACCUGCUGACGAUACCAGGAAAUAACACGUGUGCCGAGUGUGGGGAGCCUGAUCCAGAGUGGGCAUCCUGUACUAUAGGCAUUUUCUUGUGUGAACGUUGUGCUGGGCUACACAGGAGUCUAGGUACCGACUACAGCCGUGUGAAGUCCAUCCGACUAGACAACUGGGAUACAGAUCAUGUCAAGAAUAUGGAAGCUAUGGGUAAUGAGAAAGCCAAUGCUUUACAUGAAAAGCACAGGCCUGCCUUCUAUAAAAAACCUACAAGGAGUGAUCCUCCAAUCUUACACAAAGAAUGGGUCAAUGCCAAGUACAGUAGAAAAGAAUUUGAUGUUGUUGACAAACAGUUGAGCUAUACCUCUUCAACAAAAGAAGGCAUUUUAAUGAAGAGAGGAAAGGAUGACAAGAAAUACAAUCGCAGGAAAUUUAUUCUUUCUCGGUCGGAGAAUAAGAUGAUUUAUUACCCAAAGGAUACGAUUACUUCCAGUACCAAGCCGAAAGCAGAGAUCUGUUUAGAUGAUAUUAAUUUAGUGUUUGUACCAGACAAAAUGCAACAUGCCAAUGGUAUGCAGAUCUCGUACUUGCUGAAGGGCUCAACCAGGAAUAUAUUUGUGUACACCGAUGAUUCCAAGGAUAUAGUUGAUUGGUAUCUAGCUAUUCGGGCAGCCAAAUUGGAGCGGCGGAGGAUAGCCUUCCCAGACAGGGAUGAAAAAGAUCUGGCUGAAGAUUUGACACAAGAUUUUCUAAUGGAGGGCUAUUUAAGUAAGAUGGGACCAAGAAAUGAACCCUUCAAGAGGCGAUGGUUCUCUCUGGAUAAGAGAAAGCUAAUGUACUAUGAAGAUAAAUUGAAUCCUUUCCCGAAAGGUGAGCGGUUUAUAGGUCAUCGUGAUGGAGGGUUUUCUGUGAGUAUGAGAGCAGCAGAUGUCCGAGUUCCACAUGGAUAUACAUUCACACUGCAUAUGCCUAACCGUGACUUUAUCCUGUGUGCAGAAACACGGGAGGAUAUGGAUCAGUGGAUAUGUGCCCUACAGAGAGUCAUAGAAACUCCCCUAACACCACAAGACACAAAAGUGGCCUCACAGUUGGUACAUAAGAGACAUGAAUCCUUCAUUACUAUGAAGAAGUAACCUGACAAGUGGAUUUUAGACACAACAGGGAAACAUCUCUAUAGCUAGGAAUGUUUUGUACGAGUGCCACUCCUUACGGCCACACCAGGACAGUGGCAACAGAGGGGAUACUGUGUCAUACAGUCGCCUCACAUUCCCAAGGACAAUGGCAACAGAGAGGACUGUAUAUAUUCCCAGUGACAGAGGUGAUGAUGUGCCACAUGGUGGUUAUAUCCGGGGUAGCCACAUAUCUGGAGUGGUGGCAAUACAUACACAAAGUGAUAACCAAGUGUGGCCACCAAUCUAUGUGAUCAUUACAUUGAUAUUGAUGUGUACAAUUGUGAUGCUAGUAACUCAUUAACUGGCAUAUGCUGAAUUGGUAUCUAGCUACACAUACUGUUGUUGUAUGUAAUCAAAUGCUGCAGGCUCUACCUGAUAUUAUUCUACAAGUUACAGAAGAAUUGGUUGGAGGCUACAGAGAACAAAGACUAACAAUGAUUAAGACAUAAAGAUUUUAUAAUUUAGUUUAUUGACAAAUUAAUUGAUUAAGUUUUGUAGUCUGGAUAUUGAACUGAUAACUGAUAUUAUAGCAAAGACAGUUAAAAAAAACGGUGUUGGUUUCCAAUGCUGCAGCAAAGACCUGUUUAAUUUUGGGGUCAGGGCAAUUAACAAAAUGAUGUUCAUGGUAAAUUAGAAAGAUAGCUACAAACUCUACUACUGGCACACACAAAGGAUAAUUAAUAGAUAUCAGAGUAUUGGAGAAAUUAUAUUACGUAUUAUGGUAUUAUAUAUGCAGUCAAACUUGUCGUAUAUGACCUUCCAAGGGAGGCAAUAAUGAAGGUCACACAUGACAUUAAUCCAGGUUCAGGUCACUGCUAUAGUAAAUAGCAUCAGGGAGGAGCUAAUACAGUCACAUAUGAGAGGAAGUCACUAAUUCAGGUGUUCGCUAACACAAGUUUGACUGUAUGUUAUUUCUAAGUAUAAUAUAUGCAUAUAUCGUAAAUUUUCUAAAUAUUCGCAAAAAGUAAUAAGAUUUUAUUUAAGUCUUAAAUGCUUAUGAUGCAGUAAUUAUUUCAACACAGCGCCAUCUUGCAGAACGAGUUAGAUUUUCAGUACAGUAUAAUUCCGGAGUUUAAGCUGUUCUUAUAACCUUUUGAAGCAUAGAAAACAAAAAAGUUAUUUCCAGAUAUUGUAUUCAAACAAUAUAGAAGGACUUGGUUUAAUCUGAAAAAGAACCUCGCUUAUAAAAUACCCAUUGCAACCUCUCACCUCUCCCUAGUUUAUUGGUGUGGAAAAGAUUAAUUUGAUAGUGAUCUUUAGUAUGGUAUCUUUAUCAAACAUUAAAAGUUAAUAUCAUAAAAAAAAAAAAAACCAGGAAAUUGUCCGAGACAUUAUUUUGAAAACAUUUGAAAUAACUAACAAUUAUUAAUGUAAAUCUGUGUAUCUAUUGUAGUUCAGUGAAAAUACAGUCUGUUGUUAUCUUCAAUAAGAUUCAUCAACUUGGAGAUAUUUAUAUACCAGGUUUAUCUUUACACAAACAAUAUAUGUUAACAAGGAGACCAGUUGGUCUUGAAACCAUGCAACGACACUUGUACGGAUUGGUAUGUAUAGUGUUUGUGUAUAAAGAUAAACCUUGUAUAUACAGCAAACAGUUGCUAUUUCAUUAUCCCUUGAAAAGAAUCAAAGAUAACCAUGCAAACGUUGAAACUAACAGAGAAUUAAUAACUAUUUUUCAGAAAAAAAUCUUGUGUAGGGUCUUAUAGAUAUUGCAAACAUUAGAAAUCAAUUGAGGAAAUGAUGGAAGGGUAUAGGGUCUUAUAGACAGUGCCAGUGUCGAAUAAACAGUGUUGGGGUCAGAUGGACAGUGUUAGGGUCUUGAUAGACAGUGCCAGUGUCGAAUAAACAGUGUUUGGGGUCAGAUGGACAGUGUUAGGGUCAGAUAGACAGUGUUAGGGUCUUAUAGACAGUGUUAGGGUCUUAUAGACAGUGUUAGGGUCAGAUAGACAGUGCCAGGGUCGGAUAGACAGUGUCAGAAUAAAGAUUUGAUAGAGGAAAUGCUGGGAUGGUGUAAGUAGCCGGAGACUUACUGAAUAAACUGAGAACAUAGUUGGGGAGAGUGUGGGACUGGAUUCUCUGUGUUAAUUUAAAGUGACCAGCAUUUUUAUGACAGUACAUUUUCUCAAUAUUUUAUUGAAAUAUAACAUUCCAGGUCAUGUCAUUCCUUACUUAACAAACCUCUUUUGUUUUCUUGAACUUAUAAUUAAGAUAUCCAAUUCCUUUGCUAAUUUUUUUUAUCAGCUUGAAAUAAGGUAGAGUAUGGUUAUAAUGUUUACAGACCUUGAACAGUUCUUUUUCUGGUUCUUUUUUUUGUUUUGUGUUUUAACCUUAUAAAAUGUACAGAGAUAACUAUAGGUUGUGGGCCAUUUGCAAAAAAAAA
This is a messenger RNA of Pecten maximus, 3738 nucleotides long. RefSeq names its product arf-GAP with dual PH domain-containing protein 1-like. Gene Ontology annotation, cellular component: plasma membrane; intracellular membrane-bounded organelle. The record is from RefSeq and is a predicted model, not a curated record. Gene Ontology annotation, molecular function: phosphatidylinositol bisphosphate binding; GTPase activator activity. Lineage: Eukaryota; Metazoa; Mollusca; Bivalvia; Pectinida; Pectinidae. The transcript has 10 exons. The coding region runs from base 168 to 1322 and encodes 384 amino acids. Gene Ontology annotation, biological process: positive regulation of GTPase activity.